ACUGAAUUACAGCCUCAGCCCCCAAAGGGUAGGAUCUCCCAUCCAGGCACUGACCACACCAAGAACCGCUUAGCUCGCUUCAGCUCGGGCGGCUGUAUUGUGUGCUCUUGGACCAUGAAUACGACGGAGAUUCACAGACCACUUUUCAACCAGAGUCCCCAAAGUGGUUUAUAGAUAUCAAUAAAUAGAAUGGCUCCCUGUCCCCAAAGGGCUCACAAUUGAAAAAAGAAACAAGACAGACCCCAGCAACAGCCACUGGAGGGAUGCUGUGCUGGGGAUGGAGAGGGCCAGUUGCUCUCCCCUUGCUAAACAAAGAGCAUCUCCACUUAAAAAAGGUGCCUCUUUGAUCCUUUUAUAUGGCUACCUCAAACAGGGAUUCCCAGAUGUUGUUGACUACAACUCCUAGCAUCCCCAGCUGUCAGAGCCUUUGCUUGGGGAUUAUGGGAGUUGUACUGGGGAAAUGCUUGACUCACAAGCAGAAGGUUGCCAGUUCGAAUCCCCACUGGUAUGUUUCCCAGACUAUGAGAAACACCUACAUAUGGGCAGCAGUGAUAGAGGAAGAUGCUGAAAGGCAUCAUCAUCUCAUACUGCGUGGGAGGAGGCCAUGGUCAACCCCUCCUGUAUCCUACCAAAAGACAACCACAGUGCUCUGUGUGCGCCAGGAGUUGAAAUUAACUUGACGGCACGCUUCACCAUACCUAGUCAGCCACAUGGGGUGAUCCCUGUUAGAGGAAACACUCUGCCCCAUCCAAACGGGGUCCCAUUGGUGGACCCAUCUUCCUCAGCGUGGGGUUUCACCUGGGACCUUGUGCCUUCGGAGCCCCGGAGCACCGGCCCCUCCCAGUGGCCGCAGGGUCCGAGGCGAGAGAACUCCAAGCCCCAAGGUUCCAUGGCUGUUGGGCAAGGUUCAGGGACGCCAACCCCCAGCUUCCCGGAGCGGCUGGGCAUGGGGCCAUGGAAAGCGACUCAUCCCUGUCAGAAGACGACAGCGACAGCAGCCAGUCAGAAUGGCUUCAGUUUUCAGUGACAAUUGGGAGAUUUGCUGUGGUCAGCGAGAGCGAGGAGAGGAGAGAGACCGAGGAGAGAGACCCCCCGGCCUCAAGGUUCCAGGCCUGUUGCAUCAGGGUCAGAGAAGGCUGCCCCCAACCCCCAGGAGAAUCUGGGCGCGGGGACUUGGAACAUGAUGCGUCUCUGUCAGAAGAACGUAGCGAGAUCGAGCAGGCAGGACAGCCGCAGAUGGAGCCCGGUCACCAUGGCCAUCUGGAUCAAGGCCCCUCCUCCCCAAUCGGCGCCCAGCCCGUUUCGCCUCGGGGCAGCAUCACAGGCCUGGCAUCACUGGGGGCGUUUUCUCCUGUUGCCCACCCAUUCCACCCCGAUGGGACUGCCCGGUACCAGGCCGAGGGAUCCAAUACAUCCGUCGGUGCUGCAUUUGCUGGUGGGAAUCUGCCUCGCGGGGCCAGGCCCGAUGCUCUCUUUGACGUUUUCCACGCCCGCUCCCAGCCGGAGGGCUCUCGCCACGCAGGAGCCGAGGAGCGGGCCCUCAGUAGACCAAACCAGCCCCUCUCUCUGGAGAUCAACAGAGCUCAGUCGGAGAGCUCGGGCGGGGUCCAGUUGUUUGCCGUCCCGAGUUUACGGUCUCCCGUCGAAGUGCGCCCGUUGUCCCCAGCGUCGGGCAGCUCCUCUUCCCUAUCCAGCGCGUCGCCUUCGAUGAAACUCAGCCAGUCGCCCAGUAGGGGCAUGAUCCCCGAACUGUGCGCCUUGGACCCAGUGACCUCGGGCAUCCUGGCCACUGUGGAACUGAAGGACAGUCUUCCGAAGGCCGAAUCCAGCGACCACAUCUGCCUGAGCCGGUCCGGGCCACCCCACAGACCCAUGUCCCUCCCGAAAGCUGUCUCCAGCGAGUACAUCUCAGGCGGAAGAGCCCUCUCUUCGAAACCCUCCCUCCUGACCAAAGCUGAAUCGGAGGAGCUCGUCUCGUAUGGAAGGGUCGGGCAUUCCCCCAAAUCGCAGGACUCGGGCGGCAACAUGAAUGCCAAAGAGAGCUUUCUGGUGAGGUUCAGCAGGCCACAGAGCAAGCAGGAGCAGGAGUUCCGCAUCACGGUGGUCACCUGGAACGUUGGCACAGCCAUGCCUCCCAGUGACGUGACAUCCCUUUUGCACCUCAACACAGGAGAUUCCAACGACACGGAUAUGAUUGCCAUUGGGCUGCAGGAGGUCAACUCCAUGAUCAACAAACGGCUGAAGGAUGCCCUCUUCACCGACCAGUGGAGCGAAGUGUUCAUGGAUGUUCUGAGCCCCUUUAACUUUGUACUGGUCAGCACAGUCCGGAUGCAAGGGGUCAUUCUGAUGGUCUUUGCCAAGUACUAUCACCUGCCUUUCCUCCAGGAUAUCCAGACAGACUGCACCAGGACGGGAUUGGGUGGAUACUGGGGCAACAAGGGUGGGGUGAGUGUGCGCCUCUCCGUCUUUGGGCACAUGCUGUGCUUCCUCAACUGCCACCUGCCGGCGCACAUGGAGAAGUCUGAGCAGCGCAAGGAGGACUUCACCACCAUCCUGAACCUGCAGCAGUUUGAAGGUCCGUCCGCCAAUGGGAUCCUGGACCACGACGUCGUCUUCUGGUUUGGGGAUCUUAACUUCCGCAUUGAGAGCCUGGACAUCCGCUUUGUGAAAUACGCCAUUGACAACAACAUCCUCCAUCAGCUCUGGGAGAAGGACCAGCUGAACAUCGCCAAGAGCACAUGGCCCAUCCUAAAAGGCUUCCAGGAGGGCUUGCUGAACUUCCCCCCAACCUUCAAGUUUGAUGUGGGGACCAACAUGUACGACACCAGCGCCAAGAAGCGGAAGCCGGCUUGGACGGACCGGAUCCUGUGGAAGAUCAAAGGCUCUGGGGUCCCGACACACCCCGGGAGGCCCGGUGGUGGUGGGGUGUCGGUGACCCAGCUCUGCUACCGUAGCCACAUGGAGUACACCGUGAGUGACCACAAGCCUGUCGUCUCCAUCUUUGCUCUGCUGUUUUCUUCCAGGGCAGAUGUGCCACUGGUAGAGCUUCAAGUGGCUGACGAGUGGACAAAAAUAGAGCAGGCUGUCGUCCGGUAUAAGAUCUCCGUGAGUUACCACCGCAGCUCCUGGGACUGGAUCGCCCUGUACCGAGUGGGCUUCCGGCAUUACAAAGACUACGUUGCCUAUGUGUGGGCCAAGCAGGAGGAUACAGAGAGCAAUAUUUAUCAGUUAAUGAUUCCAGAGGAGUCUCUGCCCAAAGGAAAAGGCGAAUAUAUCCUGGGCUACUAUAGCAACAGCUACAACAGUAUGGUGGGUGUGACGGAGCCCUUCCAGAUUUCACUGCCCAACCUGGAGCAGGUCAGCAGCCCCACGGACAGCUCGACGGCGACCUCCGAAGAAGAGGACGACAGCACCAUGGUCCUCCUGGGCCCCAAGUCCCGCAGCCCCAGUCCCGGAAAGCUGAAGCGCCAUCGGAGCCGCAGCCCCGGCUUGGCCAAAUUCCAGGGCCUGAUCCUGCGGUCGCCGAGCCGGGAACAGGGCCCCAGCCGCAGCCCUUCCCCGCAGGGACGCCGUGGUAGCAGCCUCCUGAAGGGGGAGAUCCCCAGCAUCCAGUUUUCAAAGGACAGCCCCCGGCACCGCUCCAAGUCACGGGAGCUGAGCCAGAGCCGGGAGAGCCGGGCCAGCUCCCGGCUGCAGGUGGCCUGGCGCUUCGACGAGAACCCCCUGGCCCGGGCGGACCCCCGUAAUUUGGGGCUGCUGCCGGCGGUGCGCUUGGAGACCCUCGACCAAGUGAUGGGCCAUCGGCGGGAGAGCGCUGACCAGGGCCUGCCUCCCCGCAGGAUGAGUCCCACCAGCCCGACAGCGGGACUCAGUGCCCUCUUCAGCACCUCUCCCCAGGAGGGGGGAUUGCAGGAGCCCCCGGGUCAUGACAACCACAGCCGGGAUGUGGGGCACUGAUGCCGGGAGCCGGGCUGGCUGCUGUGGGGCCCAUUCUCAAGCCAUCUUGUGCCGUGUUUCUCUCCCCCGUGUCUCCACCUGCCGGUGCUCGGCUCUGUGUGACUUCUGUCUCUCCUGGUGUGCCGGAAGGCCCUUCUCUCCGGAGGGGGCUGUCCACUGUGAGUCCUUGCCUCCGUCUGCCUGAGGAUCAACCCUGCCCCACCCGGGGGGUGAAUAUCACGAGCAAACGGCCAUGUGCCCCCUUGGCCAUUUUUGCCCCCGGGUCAGCCAUGCAACCCCCAGAUCCACAUUCUGACCUCAUUUGGUAGGGUACCCUUCAGUGUUAGACCCACCUCGGAUCCAGGAUGGCACCCUCUGCCUGUCCUUUGGGUCCCACCUGUGCUGUAGGGGGCAGUAACUUUUCCCGCCCCAGCCUAGGGCCCAGUGAGAGGGUUUCCCAAUUCAACAGGGGGCAGCAGCAGUGAGAGAGGGCAGGCUCAAUCCGCGACCCAUUCCCAAAUCUAGAUGGAACAAGCACUGCCCCAUCACGGGUCUUUCCAGCUGGGGCAGGGUCACAAUUUGCCCUGUGGGUGGAUCUAGGGUAACCCAUUAGCAGGAUCAAAAUGGAGGGGAAGUGUGCAAUAUAGCAGGGACAAGAGCUCCCCAAGGCUGGGGAAGUCUACCUUCCCCAGCUGCGGUGGCUGUGGUCAGCGGAGCCAUUUACGGCCACUCCCAUAGGGCUGGAGGGAGCGAGGCCGCCAUUAAAGAGCAGACGCUGCAGGCAACCACAGCACCCGACAUGGAGGAGUAGAGUCCGGUCUCAGGGCCAGGAGCCACUAAACGGAAGCAGGGGGAGUGUUUCUUGGCCUCAGUGCGGCCAAGGGUGCCUUGGAAACCAGAACGAAGCAAGCUGCCUGGGAGAUUGUGGGGGGAAGAGGGGAGGAGUGGGGGCUGGUCUCCCCACGACAAAGCCAUGACCUUCGCUGGGACGAGUUCAGAGUUAACGCAAACUGUCCUACCUCUCUUCCGCCCCUUACCAAUAAAUCAUCUAUGGAACCUGU
Messenger RNA from Hemicordylus capensis (graceful crag lizard), 4997 nucleotides. RefSeq names its product inositol polyphosphate-5-phosphatase J (gene INPP5J). The record is from RefSeq and is a predicted model, not a curated record. Gene Ontology annotation, cellular component: plasma membrane; cytoplasm; ruffle. The transcript is spliced from 14 exons. Lineage: Eukaryota; Metazoa; Chordata; Lepidosauria; Squamata; Cordylidae. Bases 955 to 3957 code for a protein of 1000 amino acids. Gene Ontology annotation, molecular function: phosphatidylinositol-3,4,5-trisphosphate 5-phosphatase activity; phosphatidylinositol-4,5-bisphosphate 5-phosphatase activity. Gene Ontology annotation, biological process: negative regulation of peptidyl-serine phosphorylation; phosphatidylinositol dephosphorylation.